AUGAUCUUACACCCAGGGCACAGAAGAAGGUGGAUGGAGUUGAACUUGAAGCCGGCUCAGAUGGACAGUUGGAUCGACGCAUUCAAGCAGUAUUUCAAGAGCCAGUAUUUCCAUCAAGAUGCUGCGUUCGAGACCGACAAUCCAGAGCACCAGGACCGUCCCGGGCGCAACAGCUUCCUCCUCGGCUCCAACUAUUAUGACGACAUAGAGGAUCACAAUGAGGUUGACCAAUACCUCUCUGAGCGGCCCAAGCAGGUAGAUGAGCCUCUGGCGUGGUGGAAGGCCAAUAUUUCACAGUAUCCACGGCUUUCUACAAUGGCAUUCGAUUAUCUCUCCAUCCCGGCCAUGUCAUCAGAGUGCGAGCGACUGUUCAGUCGCGCCAAGCACUGCAUAACUCUUUCUUCGACCUUUUUUCUACUAUUUGCAAUCGAUGCAGUGUCCCGUAUCACCCAGCCUGGGUGCGGGUGCGAGUGCGGGUGUGGGUGCAUGCAAAUGCUCGCCCCUGAAAAACGGGGUGUGGUUCAGGGUUAG
Chaetomium globosum CBS 148.51 is the source of this 531-nucleotide messenger RNA. RefSeq lists its product as uncharacterized. Gene Ontology annotation, molecular function: protein dimerization activity. The transcript has 2 exons. Gene Ontology annotation, biological process: regulation of transcription by RNA polymerase II. Gene Ontology annotation, cellular component: nucleus. The record is from RefSeq and is a predicted model, not a curated record. Lineage: Eukaryota; Fungi; Ascomycota; Sordariomycetes; Sordariales; Chaetomiaceae. The coding region runs from base 1 to 531 and encodes 176 amino acids.